CCGGCUUGCAUGUAAAAGGAGCGGAGUUCGAGGCAUUCAUGGCCGGUGCAGGUGCUGCUCCCGCAGUCGCGGAGCCCGGCGCUUUGCGUCGGCUUAAUGUGAACGUGGGCGUCCUAGGCCACAUCGACAGCGGCAAGACGGCGCUGGCGCGGGCGCUCAGCACCAUCGGCUCCACGGCCGCCUUCGACCGGGCGCCGCAGAGCCGAGCGCGGGGCAUCACCCUGGACUUGGGCUUCUCCUGCCUCUGCACCGAGCUGCCUCCGCACUUGGGGCUCGGGCCCGGGCAGCUCCAGCUGGCCCUGGUGGAUUGCCCGGGACACGCCUCCCUUAUCCGCACCAUUAUUGGCGGUGCCCAGAUCAUUGACCUGAUGAUGCUUGUGAUAGACGUUACAAAGGGGAUGCAGACUCAGUCAGCAGAAUGCUUGGUGAUUGGGCAGAUUGCUUGCCAGAAGAUGAUAGUGGUUUUGAACAAAACAGAUCUUCUUCCAGAGGAGAAGCGGCAAGCGGUUAUUGAGAAAAUGGCAAAGAAAAUGCAGAAGACUUUGGAAAACACGAAAUUCUGUGGAUGCCCUAUAGUUCCAGUUGCAGCAAAGCCUGGUGGGCCUGAAGCCCCUGAAACCGUGACACCGAUAGGAGUUUCUGAGCUAAUUGAGGUCCUGAAGUCAGAGGCUUACUUACCGAAAAGAGAUCCCUCGGGAUCUUUCCUUAUGGCCAUUGACCACUGUUUCUCCAUUAAGGGUCAAGGCACUGUGAUGACAGGAACUAUUCUUUCGGGCUGUGUUAGCAUUGGAGACAAUGUGGAGAUUCCUGCCCUGAAGGUGACAAAGAAAGUCAAGUCCAUGCAGAUGUUCCAUACUCCAGUGACAUAUGCCAUGCAGGGUGACAGGGUAGGCAUCUGUGUCACCCAGUUUGAUCCAAAGCUAUUGGAACGUGGUCUCAUCUGUACACCUGAAUCUCUUCAGACAAUUCAUGCUGGUAUUAUCUCUUUAAGCAAAAUCCCAUAUUUCCGAGGUGCUCUUCAGACUAAGGCAAAGUUUCACAUCACAGUUGGUCAUGAAACUGUUAUGGGAAGAGUAAUGUUCUUCAGCCCCGCUCCUGAUGACUUCAGCAAAGAACCCCUGGAGAAUGCUUUUGAUUUUGGAAAAAAAUACCUGUAUCAAGAGGAGUAUCUUUCCAAAGACUCAAAACCUUCAGAGGAAAACAAGGAGAAUGACCAAGCAGGGGAGAGACAACACCCCAAACAACAGUGGGCCUUACUGGAGUUUGAAAAACCAGUGACUUGUCCGAAGUUGUGUCUUGUGAUUGGUUCAAAACUGGAUACGGAUAUUCAUGCAAACACUUGCAGACUGGCAUUUCAUGGGGUACUCCUGGAAGGAAUGGAAGACAAAAAUUAUAUGGAAACAUGUCUUCCAAAGCUGAAAGUUUACAAGCUGAAACAUAAGGAUGGACAAGUGGAACGGAUCUGUGAUGACUACAGUGUGAUUGGUCGUUCGUUGUUUAAAAAAGAGACCAACAUACAACUUUUCGUGGGACUUAAGGUCAAGCUGUCUACAGGAGAGGAAGGAGUAAUAGAAGGUGGUUUUGGGCAGAGUGGAAAAUUCAAAAUCCACAUUUCAGAUGGGGUGAGGCCGGAAACAAAGGCACUUCUGACUGCCACCUCCAAGAAGAAGAUCAAGGCAGGGAAGGGGGAUCCAGUGAAAGAGGAUGAAAGUAACAAGGUUGACUCAGUCCAGCCUGUCCGUAUCACUCUUCUAUUUAAAAGAUACAUCUUUGAUGCACAGAAGAAAAUGAUUCAGUCCUGAGAAACAUCAGAAGUCUCCUUUAAAAGGCAGGACACCAAAAUGGCUCCCAUCAGAUUGCAGCAAUUGUCAGUUCCUGGGACUUUGGGAGAUUAUAUAGAAAGCAAUGCCCAUGGACCAAAGACUGAUCCCCCAUCAUUGUGGCUGUUCUUAACCGGCCUGCAGAUUAUUUUUCUGAUUUUGCUAUUCCAAUCCACUGUGCCUGCUGCACCUUGAAUCCACCUGUUGAAAUUGAUUAGUUGUUUUCAUAGCUAAUGCAUCUGCUUUGCAUCAUCAUAUUUCUUUACUUGAACUCUUUAAUUUGAAUUUUUUCAUAGUUCAUGAUAGAAAAUCGAACUAACGUGAAAUUUCACUUAAUGGGAAGGCAAAAUCUAACUGGUGUUUGCUGAAAGUAAAUUCUUUUAUGUUUAAUAAGCCCAGUGUGUUGUUGGUAUGGCAGGGAUUAUUUUGUAAUUGAGGUUUAUAUCUGGAAGACCCUUUAUAACUGGCUUCAAUGUCAGGACAUCCUCAGGGAUGUACAUGAUUUCAUGGUAUAUAUUAUUAACCUUUGAAACUUUGUUCCAAAGGUUCAGAACUGAUUUUGUAUAAUACGUUUACACAAACUUUUGGAAUUCGUCUGUUUUCCGCUAAGUCAGAUGAGAAAAUAAGCAAUUCUGAGCUCAUGUUAAGUAGUCCGGCUGGAUGCCACUGAGUAUCUCUGAAACAAUCUUCAUCCUCAUUACUGAAGUAUCAUAUUGUGAAAAUGAAACCAAAAGACUGCCUCAGAUUAACUGUAGCCGGUUUAAAAAAAUAAAGGUAAAAAGUCGUGUAUACUCUG
This is a messenger RNA of Sphaerodactylus townsendi, 2616 nucleotides long. It is a transcript of the gene EEFSEC, whose product is annotated as eukaryotic elongation factor, selenocysteine-tRNA specific. The transcript has 7 exons. Gene Ontology annotation, biological process: selenocysteine incorporation. NCBI's taxonomy places the organism in Eukaryota, Metazoa, Chordata, Lepidosauria, Squamata, Sphaerodactylidae. The record is from RefSeq and is a predicted model, not a curated record. Gene Ontology annotation, molecular function: GTP binding; GTPase activity; translation elongation factor activity. The coding region runs from base 39 to 1802 and encodes 587 amino acids.